Molecule: messenger RNA, 297 nt
Organism: Staurois parvus
Lineage: Eukaryota; Metazoa; Chordata; Amphibia; Anura; Ranidae
Source: the annotation of a GenBank genome assembly
AUGUAUGUGAAAUGCUUUGAUACAGUAAUGUUUUACUAUGUCAUUUUAGUGAAUGUCACUGUUUGUCAUUUUCAAAUUUCCCGCCGUUCCGUCCCCCGUACGUCCCGACGCUCGUAGGGGACGGAACCCAGAUGACAGAUGUCGGCACCACCGGAUUACAUUGCAGGAGGGACAUCGUGGGAGCGCAGGACAAGGUAAGUGAUCGAGGGAUCUCGCAGCAGCGCCGCAUGGUAAGCCCGAGUGUAGCUCAGGGUUACCACUUGUGCUACACUCGGGAAUACCGCCAGAGAGGUUAAG